Rosa chinensis is the source of this 1056-nucleotide messenger RNA. Its product is annotated as probable aldo-keto reductase 1. The record is from RefSeq and is a predicted model, not a curated record. NCBI's taxonomy places the organism in Eukaryota, Viridiplantae, Streptophyta, Magnoliopsida, Rosales, Rosaceae. Bases 1 to 1056 code for a protein of 351 amino acids. Gene Ontology annotation, cellular component: cytoplasm. The transcript has 7 exons.
AUGACUGAGGUUGAGGGAGUCCGAAUUCCGAGAGUGCAACUAGGAAAUCAAGGAUUUGAGGUUUCCAAGCUGGGAUUUGGGUGUAGACGGCUUACUGGGACAUACAAUGAAGCUGUAGUCAGUGAAGAGUUUGCAUUAUCAAUCAUCAAGCACGCAUUCAUUAAAGGAAUAACAUUCUUUGACACAGCAGAUCUCUAUGGACCACAUACCAAUGAAGUUUUAGUUGGAAAGGCAUUGAAGCAGUUGCCUAGAGAUAAAGUUCAGUUGGCUACAAAGUUUGGCAUUGUAAGAAUUGAGCCUGAUGAAACUAGGAUAAUUAAUGGGACUCCUGAGUAUGUCCGCUCCUGUUGUGAGGCUAGCCUAAAGCGCCUUGAUGUUGACUAUAUUGAUCUUUACUAUCAGCACCGCGUAGACACAUCAGUUCCAAUAGAGGACACUAUGGGGGAACUAAAGAAACUGGUGGAAGAGGGGAAGAUAAAAUAUAUUGGAUUAUCUGAAGCUAGUCCAGAAACAAUUCGGAGGGCACAUGCAGUUCAUCCCAUUACGGCUAUACAAAUGGAGUGGUCUCUUUGGAGUCGCGAAAUUGAGGAAAAAUUUGUCCCACUUUGCAGGGAACUUGGAAUUGGGAUAGUGCCAUACCACCCCCUUGGUCGUGGAUUUUUAGCUGUAGAUGGUCUACCUGAAGAUAGCUUUUUGCGUUCAACUCCUCGUUGUCAAGGAGACAACCUCAAGAAAAAUAAGAUCCUUCAAGGUAAAGUACAGAACUUGGCUGAAAAAUAUGGAUGCACCCCUGCACAACUAGCACUUGCGUGGCUCAUUGAUCAACCCAAUGUCUGCUGUGUGCCUGGCACAACCAAGACUAUAAAUAUUGAUGCUAAUGUUGGUUCUGUGAGAGUGAAUCUAUCUAAAGAAGAUAUACAAGAGAUAUCUGAGGCAAUACCUAUCAACGCAGCGGCAGGGUACAGGCUACCGGACUACUUACUUUCCUGCCUUUGGCAGUUUGCAGAUACACCACCAAAAGCUAGCAAGCCAUGCAACCAAAAGAAGCCAACAUAG